GCGUAAGUGGUUCUUUCCCUCCUGAGGCGCGUUUCUCAUUUCCUCCUCUCUCAGGCUUGUGUGCUCGGGAUACUUUCUGGUGGUCAGCUGGUUCUGCCGGGGACAGGAUCUGCACGACAUCCUGCCGCUCUGCUCCCAGUCUCUACCCCAUACCACCUUGCUGUCUACCGCCUGUCGUGCGCUUUUGUAUGUAUAUACGAAACCCGUACGUCGCACUUCCGAAGGUUUUGGUGUCCAUAGAGUGAGUCAUCCAUCUCGCGAAGUUCCGGCGCCUCCUUUCCGGUCUCUCCCUCUCCCUCUCUCUCUCUCUCUCUCUGUCUCUUUCUCCUCGGGGAGGUACAUUCAACUGCUGUCGCCAUGUCGUGGGAUGGGUAUAUCGAUAGCUACUUGAUGUGCGCCCUUCCCUCAGGGCAACUCAAAUCGGCAGGGAUCAUCGGCCUGGAUGGCGUUGUGUGGGCAAGGAGCGAGAAUUUUCCGGAUCUCUCCGAAGCUGAGGUCCAGUCGUUAAUUGGAGGAUUUAAGGAUGAGAAGACCCUCUCUGAGAGCGGGCUAAAGCUCGGCGGUGUGAAAUACAUGUUGGUCCAAGGCGAUCAAGGGGUCGUUAUCCGGGCAAAGAAGGGACCCGGUCUCAGCCCGAAGGGUGGUGCAACCAUAAAGAAGACGGCAACCGCUUUGAUCAUUGGGCUGUAUGAGGACCCAGUCCAGCAUUCCGAUUGUAAUGUGGUGGUGGAACAGCUUGGCGACUACCUCAUUCAACAAAGUUAUUAGUUUCUUUGACGAUUUCUGUAGUUUAUCGUUUUGGUCUUGUUGUGCAGGUUGAUCUCUCUCUCUCUCUCUCUCUCUCUCUCUCUCUCUCUCUCUCUCUCUCGUUAUUGACGAUCAGUUGAAGCUUGUUUUCUUCGUCUAUUCCGUUUGUUUUCCCUUCUUUUCUUUCUCGUCCUUGUUUGCGAAUUUGUGGUGUGAGACGGAUGACUGCUGCUUCGGCGACUCUCAUCACUUGCUCUUCACGUUACCACUAUGAUAUCUGCAGAGAGUGAUGGUCGCCAAGCUGCCUUUUAGCUGAUUAAGCCCACUUCUCUUCUCGGUGGAAUUGUUGGCGUUUCCGUUGUCCCGCUGUGCCGUGGCGGUUUGCCUGGCCCUGCAUUGAUUGGGUCAACGUUUCGUUCUGUAAAAAGUUUUGGCCUUUACGCUUCAGAGAAGCGGGAAAAACGAAACCUUGAGUCAGAACACCAUUCGUCUCUGCAAAAUUUCGAACCCUCUAUUCCGCUUGUCAUGUGACGUCGUUGCUUUCUGCAGGCAAAAUUGUUUUUUCCUCGUCGGGCUCUAUUGUUCUGGCCUAACUUACUGUCGGUCCUGGGGUUAUGAUCUGCUAUGAAGCUCGUUAUGGGUGUCGGUUCUGGGGUUAUCAUCUGCUAUGAAGCUCGGUAUGGGUGCAUGGCGUUUUGAAUUGCGUUGCCUGAAUGGCGUUUGCUUGAUCCUUAAUUUGGUAGCUAAAGCACAGCGCUUCGAACGGUCUUGUGUCCGCAUUGCUUUUUUUUUAUUUGCGUUGCUCUGAAUUGCAUUUGUUUCAUCUUUCUUUCCUUUAAUCGGGUAAUCAAUGCACAGCGUUUAACACUUGGUAUGGUGGGAUUGCUUUUGAAGUGUACUGCGUGAAAUUAGGCUUGUUUGAUUCUGAAUCAGGUGAUUAGUUUAAUUAGUGCACAACGCUUAACAAGUGCAAGUCGAGCUCUUUUGUAUUGCUUUUUUUCUGCAUGAAGCCUGAACGCG
Molecule: messenger RNA, 1767 nt
Organism: Chara braunii
Lineage: Eukaryota; Viridiplantae; Streptophyta; Charophyceae; Charales; Characeae
Source: the annotation of a GenBank genome assembly